AUGACUGAAUUACCACAUAUUAAAAGUAACUCAGGAAGAUAUGCACUAAUGAAACAAAAGUAUUCAAACAAAAAUAAAGGAAGAGUUAGUGUUGUUUCAAGUUUUAUUUUCUUUUCAUUUAUUAUUCCACUUGCCUUUGGUUAUGCUGUAUGGAGGCCAAUGACCCUUCUUUGGACACUUACAGUAAAACAGUCUAAUCAUAUUUUUUGGAUGUCAUCUUGUUGUUGUUGGAUAUUAUUUAAUGUUAAAGUUUUUGAAGAAUUAAUAUAUUCAAGAAAGUUAUUAUUGGUAUCAAAUAUUGUUUUAGAUAUUUGUAUGAUUCCAACAACAAUACUUCCUUUUGCAUUAAGUUAUGACAUAUUUCAAAUAAUGUAUAAAUUAAUUUUUGGACAUCCUUUAUUAUUUAAAACAAAAAAAAUAUGGGGAUUUUGUAUUUUAACUAUUUCUUUUAUUCUAAAUAAUAUUGGAUUCUAUAGAGGUACUCAUAUCUCUACUACACAUUAUACUAUUAAAACAAAGAAACUUAAACAUUCUAAAAUUCGUAUUGCACAUAUUUCUGAUAUUCAUAUUGGUUCAAGACUCGAUAAAUUACCACAGAAAAUGGUAAAUAAAAUCAUUGAAGAAAAUCCUGACUUAGUUGUCAUCACAGGUGAUUUAAUUGAUUCACAUAAUGUCAUUUCAACUGACCUUUCUUCUUUCAGUGCAUUUAAAGAAAGAAAUAUUCCUAUUUAUUAUACUAUUGGAAAUCAUGAUAUUAUGGCAGGAGAAGAAUAUGUAUCAAGUAUAUUACAAUAUUAUGGAAUUAUUUAUUUAAAAAAUCAAGUAACUCAAAUAGUUAUUGGAGAUGAAAUUAUCCAAUUAGUUGGAAUUGAUGAUGUUCAAAGUGUAACUAAAUACAAUGAAAUUUUUGAUUCUAUAACUUCUUCAAUACAUAAUAAUAUCUAUACAAUUCUUCUUCACCACAGACCUCAGGGAUAUAAAACUUCUGUUCAAUCAGGUCAGAUUGAUUUACAACUUGCUGGUCAUACCCAUGAUGGUCAAGUAUUUCCUUUUAAUUAUAUUGUUCCAUUAUUCCAUAGUAAAUCUUAUGGAAUGUAUCAUAUUAAAGAUUCUUCCAAUGAACUUGUUUUAUACACCCAUCCUGGGUCAUGUGCAUGGGGACCUCAUUUUAGAACAGCAGCAAAAAAUUUGAUAACAAUUUUUUCAAUUGAAUCUUCAAAUUAA
Molecule: messenger RNA, 1224 nt
Organism: Entamoeba dispar SAW760
Lineage: Eukaryota; Evosea; Mastigamoebida; Endamoebidae
Exons: 1
Coding region: 1-1224 (407 amino acids)
Molecular function (GO): hydrolase activity
Source: RefSeq, a predicted model, not a curated record